Dermatophagoides farinae (American house dust mite) is the source of this 3403-nucleotide messenger RNA. NCBI's taxonomy places the organism in Eukaryota, Metazoa, Arthropoda, Arachnida, Sarcoptiformes, Pyroglyphidae. The record is from RefSeq and is a predicted model, not a curated record.
AUCAAUCGAAUGGUGACAGUAGUAGUGAUGAAAAACAACAUCAAUCACAAUCAUCGGCAAUGAUUAAUAAUAAAUUACGGAAAUCUACAAUGAAACAGCAAGAGGAAAUUGAUGAUUUAAACCACACCAUCAUGGCCAAUAAUAAUAAUAAUGGAUCAAAAUCGAAUGAUGAUGAUGAUGAUGUGAUAAAAGAAAAUCCAAUUACAAUGAAAGAAAUGAAAGGACAUUCAAUAUCCAUCUGUAUUAAUUCAGCCGAUGAGUUGGAAACAAAAAGUGAUGGUGAUGAAGAAAUUGUCACUAUUAUGCAAGAAUCAAACAAUAAUAGCCAGUCAUCGGUGGUAAAUGAAAAUGUCAUUACUAAUUUAUCAAAACAAUUUAUUGCUGGAUUAAAAAUCAACGAUACAAAUGAAUCGAUAAAUUAUGUUGAUAAAAAUCGUGAUAAUUCUGUUUCACCGAAAUCGGCACACAGUUUAGAUGGUAGCCUAAAAAAACGUUCAAAACCCUUGAUUCGAAGCGGUGCUGUACGUGAAUCGAGUUUAUCGCCAUCACCACCACUACCGCCACCACCACCAUCAUCAUCAUUGUCACCUCAAUUACCUAAUGGUAGUAAUGAAACGUUGAAUUCGGUGAAAAACACUGGAUCAACAACUCAUUUGACGGUAGGUUACAGCACCACCGUUUGUGGCAGUAUUACCCAGAACAGUAGCGGAAAUAUUACAGCGUCUGGUAACAACAUUAGCCAGCCGACUAGUUUAACAACAAGCAGUAAAAAUAGUUCCAUAAUUAGUAGCAAUGCAUCAUCGCCAAGUCUUUCAAGAGAUUCAAGUAGUGAAAUUCAAGAAAUGUCCGUCAGUGAAGCAAAAAUUUUUCUUACAGAAACAUUGAAAAAAGGCAUAAAAGAUCGUCAAUUUCUAUACAAGCUAGAACAAGAUCUCGCACAAUUUCUUAAAGAUACUACACGUGAUACGUUGAAAAUUCUACAAGCAUCAUCCUACAAUCGAAUGUUGAUCCAUAAAACAGCUGAUUAUUAUCAGCUUGAACAUGCAGUUGAUCAUUCACAUACGUCGGUUGUUUUGACAAAAAAUUCCAAUACCAGACAACCGGAUGAAUUAUUCAAAGAGAUGAUGGCCAAAGAUCAACGAGAAGAAACAAAUGGACAGAAAAAAUCCAUAUUGAAACGGGAUUCAACAUCAUUGGAUGAUUCACCUGGUAGUUCAUUUGAUAAGGAUAAAAGUCCGGAUAAUUCGUUAUUAUUGAAUGGAGGUGGAAAUAGUGGUGGUGGUGGUGGUGGCACUGGAUCACUAUCCGAUUCAUCACGAUCAAGAUCGUUAGAAGAACGUGAAGAAAAUUAUGAAAAAGUGCGUGCAAGAAUUUUUAGCCAACAAGAUGCAGGGACUACUGAUUCUUCAUCAAAAUCUAAACUACAACUUCAAACUGGUAGUGAAGAAAGUUUCGACAGCAACUUGAUGCAAUCCCAACAACAGCAACAACCAGUUGAUAGUUCUAGUCUUCAAUCAAACAGUCAAAAUGAUAAUUGUGAUACAAAUGAAAAUGUAUUGUCGACUACAGAUACCAAUAUUACGAACGAUGUUGAUAAUAACGAUGAUGGUUAUGGUGAUGAUGUUGGCCAGAAAAAACAACCAUUAAUCAAUCAGAAAGAAAAUAUUAAUAAUAACAAUAAUAACAAAGAUAAUAAUAAUAGCCAAAUGAUGAUACAACGGCGUAAACCUCAAGGUUCGAAUGUUGGAUCAAUUUCAAAUCGUAGUGGCGGUAAAUCAUUGGGUGGUUAUAAUGGUCGUGUUAAUAAUAAGUAUCAUAAUAUGUAUCAUCAUCAUCAUAAUUAUCAACAUCAUAAUGCAGCACAACCGCCGUUCCAUCCGCAACAAUAUCCACCAACGCAACCAUAUUAUACUCACCAACAACAACAACAAUCAUACCAUCAACCAUCAUCAUCGCAUCAAUCUGCCGCAAUGUAUAGGCCUGCCAAUCAUCAUCAUCACAAUCAUUAUCAUUCGCAACGAUUUGCUAGUUCCAAUCAUCAUAAUAAUAAUAAUUCCAAUCAUCAGCAUCCACAUCAUCAUCAUCAUACAAGAGGUCCUUUUCGGUCGAAUGUGAUGAAUAAAAAUCCUAAAAAUAACCCUUAUUAUCAUACAAGUGGUGGUGGUGUACGUGGUCAUAGUAGUGGUGGUAGUACAAGACAUUCACAUCCAGGUACUAGUCAGCUUCAUUAUCAAGGUGGUGAUGGAAAUUUUGUUAACCAUCAUCGUAUGAAUAAUCCACCAUCGAUACCAGCUACCCAUCAUCAUCAACUAUCAAAUCAAAUGCCACCGCCACCGGCUUAUCAUUUGAUGGAACAACAACAGCCUAACCCUUAUACUUCUUAUUUACGUGUUCCAGGCGUUACAGCAUACAAUCCAUAUAUGGAUCCAAAUGCCAAUAAUCAAUAUCAAUAUUCGCAUUUAAUUCCAAAUGAUCAGUUGUAUGCAUACAUGAAUCAUCAAUCGACAAUGACUGGAACGGUUGGCGGUGGUGGUGGUGGUGUUAUACAACAGCCAAUGCAAUCAACACCAUUGUUGAAUAAUCCUCCAACACAUCAAAUCCUUUCACAUCAAUCCUCAACAAAUGUGCCUCCAAGUAAUUUGACUAAUAAUACGGCUAUUACUUCCACAACUGGACAACAAAAUCAUCAAUAUACUCUAUCUAUUGCAAAUGGUUAUCCAAUAAUGUAUGGUCCAGUUCAUGCUGCGAUACCUCAUGUGCCAUAUCCGCAUAGCCUUGUGCCAUCGCAAGCCAAUGUUUCUUCAUCGUAUCCGGUAAUAAAUCCAUAUGGAACGAUUGCAAUGAAUUUGAUUGCACCAACGAAAACGGAUGAACCAAAUGAUAUACAGCAAUCAUUGCAACAAAAAACUGGUAGCCGCCAAAAUCAAUUGGGUCCAAGUAAUCAUCAACCGAACCAACAACAACCACCGCCAAUGGAUACAUCAGGAUUAUUAUCAUCAUUUGAUCGAAUUGCUCAAGUACAUUAUCCACAUACAUACAAGGCCAAUUCGCAGCCACAAAAUACAAUACAUAACGUAUGUUACAAUAUACCACCACCUAAUGUCAACAUUGGUGUUGAGGUAAAAAAUUCAACAAUUACUGGUUCUAGCAGCAUUCAACCGAAUAAAUCUCAACCAAAAUGUCAACAGCAAUCAAUAACAGGACAAGGGAAUGGUGGAUAUUAUCAACAACAGAAACAAUCGCAGAAUGCCCAAUCACGAUCGAUGGCAAGAAAUAAAUUACCACAGGCAAACAAUCAGGAAAAUAAUAAUAAAUACUCAACAGCCGACAAAUAACUCGGUGAGUAGUAAAAUGCAAACAACAAAAUGAUAUUGAUGUUUGGAAUUGUUAUCCAUAUAUGAUA